AUGGCGCAAUCCCUCCCUUCUCUGCCAAAAAGCAUCCCAUCCGCUUUGGUGAUGUGGAAAGACAUGAGUCCCUAUGAUGCGCGACUACGGGCAGUGAGCCCCUCGUCUCCCCGGAUUCUCGUGAUUGGGGGAGGCGUGACAGGUCUAAUCACCUCCUGGGCGUUACUUGACAAGGGGUACCAUGUGACUAUUCUCUCCAAGGAGUGGGCAUCGUACGGCCGCGAGCAACGAUUGACCUCGCAGAUCGCUGGCGCGCUGUGGGAAUUCCCCCAGCUCUCUGCCUCGGGAGUGUCUAUGAAGCCAGCUGAUUUCUUCUUUUUCAACUCCAUCGAGAAGAACCCAGGUCAACGGGCUAAGAUGGAGAAGAUCAUGGCUAGCGGAUUAAUUAAGAAAUACCACAUCAAUCCGCAAUGCGUUGUCGAUGCCUAUGAGCACUUGGCGCCGGUUAUUGACACUGACCAGUGUAUGGAGUGGCUUAUGAAGCUAGUACGGGCAAAAGGAGCCAUGCUCGUGAAAGAAACAUUGCAAGGUAACCUCCUAGAGUGCGAGGAACAGCUUCGUCGACGUUUUCAAGUAGACGUGAUUUUGAACGCUACGGGCCUGGCUGGGGAGCUUGCCGGCGAUACCUCCUGCUAUCCUAUACGUGGUGGAUUGAUCCGAGUUAUUAACGAUGGAUUGGACUUCCCCAAGGUAGAGGCCGCCCUUAGCAUCUCUGCUGAUGCUGCCUUCUCUUCUGAUGCUGCCCUCUCUGCUGAUGCCGCCCUCUCUUCUGAUGCUGUCCAAUCUGAGCAUGGUUUUGUCUUUUUAUUACCUCGCAAUGACGAUAUUCUAUUGAUUGGGGGUAUUGCUGAGCCACACGAAUGGAAUUUGGAUCUUACACUGGACUCGCCAAUUAUUAAACGUAUGCGAGAGCGCUGCGAGACCUUUCUUCCCAGUCUGAAGAGCGCCCGCCUGGAUCCUGACUACCCAUUGGCUCAGGGAUUACGGCCCUUUCGCGCAAAGAAUGUACGUGUGGAACGUGAAUUGCGAAGACUGGGCCGCAAGCCUAGCCGCAUCGUGCACUCAUAUGGCCAAGGCGGCGCGGGAUGGAGCCUUUGUUUCGGAUGUGCAUCGGAUGCUCUGGCGUUGAUUGAAGAAGCCCUGCUGGACCUGGAACCGAUGCCUAUGGCGAGUCUUGAUUCUUCUUGCCCCAUGUUAUCUCAGACCAUGCAGGCACACCUCUAG
Messenger RNA from Penicillium brevicompactum, 1224 nucleotides. Its product is annotated as FAD-dependent oxidoreductase. Gene Ontology annotation, molecular function: D-amino-acid oxidase activity; FAD binding. The record is from RefSeq and is a predicted model, not a curated record. Lineage: Eukaryota; Fungi; Ascomycota; Eurotiomycetes; Eurotiales; Aspergillaceae. The transcript has 3 exons. Bases 1 to 1224 code for a protein of 407 amino acids.